This is a messenger RNA of Westerdykella ornata, 1112 nucleotides long. RefSeq lists its product as uncharacterized. The transcript has a single exon. The record is from RefSeq and is a predicted model, not a curated record. Lineage: Eukaryota; Fungi; Ascomycota; Dothideomycetes; Pleosporales; Sporormiaceae. The coding region runs from base 111 to 734 and encodes 207 amino acids.
CUGUUGCUUCACUCGUGCCCCUAAUACAUCGCCUGCACACCUCACGAGGCCUACCCAACAAACCAAGACUAUCCACUAAACAUAAAGAUAAUUCGUUGCAAGUUCCUCCCAUGGAUGUUCGAUCCGAAGACCUCCUGCCAGGCGAGAAAGUCUUAAUCACCAAGAGUGCAAAUGCGCUCGUAAAGAUCACGGAAUACGGCUUGAGCAGGUUCUUCGCAGACGAUCUCCUCCGCCUCAUGGGGAUGAAGAAAAUCGAAGGCAUCGGGGGCAAGUUGUAUCUCACCAACUAUCGACUGCUAUUCAAGUCACACGCCUUCAAUCGCCUUACGGGUAAAUUCAGCGUUGCCCUUCCCACAAUAAAGAGCGUGAAGGAUACAUCUCGCUUCGUGAUGAAGAGGAUCGACGUCGUCACGGAUACGGAGACAUUUCAGUUUGUUGUCUGGGGGAUCCCGGAGCUCAUUUCAGCAAUAGACAGGGCUCGCGCGGCAUUGACGGACGUGGAGAUCGAGCAGUUGAGAACUUCGGCAGCAGAGAAUUAUAGGAGGUUCGGUGACGGGCUCAAAGUCGCCAAUGCGAUCGAGACGAUGAACAGAGCUCUCCUGGUGGCUCGCAAGUCAGGUACGCUGGCCAAGAUAGCGGCUGGUGCGAGUAAUCCUUUCGAGCUUUCUGGGAUUAUGAAUUUGCUCGAACUGCUCGGCGAUGGGCCUCCAGCGCAGGGCUCGUCUACUGGAUAAGCAGAUGAUUUGUCGUGUGUAUUUCAAGCACUUGAGAACAGUUUUCCUUAAGAGAACCGAUAUAUUGACUGAUCGCUGGAUGACCUUGCCAUGAAACCUGGGCGCGCUUGAAUGUUUGCCUAGUCGAUUCAAUACUAGCGUUAGUGGUCUCGUCGCUAGCAAAGGCGACUGAUCUAUACGGCUUUGGAUCAGCACUUUCAACAGAAAGAAUCAGGAUUUCCUAUAAGCCCCGUACUGUUCCGUAUAGAGGACAAAAUGUGUCUGUAGCUGCAGCUUACCCCCUGAGACUUACAGGCACAUGGGCCCGCUCGGCUUGAUAAUCGUACAAUAAACCCCGUAUCAAAUCAGCUCAGUGCAUCCUCCACGAUGUUACAAUUC